Encephalitozoon intestinalis ATCC 50506 is the source of this 2124-nucleotide messenger RNA. Its product is annotated as vesicle coat complex COPII subunit Sec23. Bases 1 to 2124 code for a protein of 707 amino acids. NCBI's taxonomy places the organism in Eukaryota, Fungi, Microsporidia, Unikaryonidae. Gene Ontology annotation, molecular function: zinc ion binding; GTPase activator activity. Gene Ontology annotation, cellular component: endoplasmic reticulum exit site; COPII vesicle coat. The record is from RefSeq and is a predicted model, not a curated record. Gene Ontology annotation, biological process: endoplasmic reticulum to Golgi vesicle-mediated transport; COPII-coated vesicle cargo loading; intracellular protein transport. The transcript has a single exon.
AUGGAGGAGGAGAUUAGAAACAUAGAGGAAAAUGAUGGAAUAAGGCUUACCUGGAAUGUAUGGCCUUCCAAGGGAGAUGCUACAACAAAGGUUCCAUUAGCAUGUUUGUACAACAUUCAUCAGGAGACGGGGGUUCUUGAAUGUGAGCCCAUAUACUGCAUGAGUUGUAAAAGUGUCCUAAAUCCUCAUUGUAACAUCGACUUUGGGAGACAAACCUGGAACUGUAUAAUAUGCAACAACAAUACAGCGCUACCAAGCCAUGCACGAGGAAUAACACCAGACAAUCUUCUGCCUGAGCUAUUACCACAGAAUUCGACAAUUGAAUAUGUUUUGAAUAGGGAAAGCGUGUUUCCUACGGUAUUCUUUCUUAUUGUUGACAUAUGCACGUUUGAUGAGCAGAGACACAUACUUCUUAAGGAUGCACUUAAGACGGUGGUGGAGGGGAUUCCCGAAGAUGCUCUAAUUGGGCUUAUCAAGUAUGGAACAAACAUCGAACUUCUGGAGCUAAGUACGGCAUCGCCACGGAAAACACAUCUGUUUUCUGGCAAGAAGGAAUAUACAGCAGAAGUCCUCAAGUCCUUGAAUGCAGCCUCGAAGUCUGAAUCGCAAGUUGUGGGAAGGUUUCUGAGGAGAAAAGAGGAAUGCCGUGACUUUCUACAGAACAUAGUGGAAGGUCUUGAGAAGGAUCCAUUUCCUGUUCUUCCUGCAUACAAGCCUGUAAGAUGUACGGGCUCUGCCGUGUCGUUGGCUCUUUCGCUGUUAGAAACAAGCUUUCCUGAUACGGCUGUAAAGUACCUUCUGUUUACACAAGGACCCUGCACAUUCGGGCCUGGGACGACAACACCUAUAAAAUUUAAGGAGAAGGGAAGAAACGAACAUCUUGAGGAAAAUGAUCCGAUGUAUGCAGGGCCUGCAAGAAAGUUCUAUACAGGGCUUGCGGAAAGGAUGAAUAGUGUAGGGCACAGUCUUGACAUUCUUGCAGCCACAAUUGUUGAUGUUGGAAUAUGCCACAUGGAGCGGUUGACCACAAUGACUGGAGGGAUGCUUAUAAUGGCACAGGACUUUGACAGAGAUAUUUAUAUCUCAUCAUGUAAUAAAGUACUGAAUAGAAGCAAGGAAGGAUACCUGGCACAAGGAUUUAAUGCAAAGAUACAAGUUAAGACAAGUAAGAAUCUCGAAUACAAGGGGAUUAUUGGGCAGGGAAGAUCCUUAGGAGGAUGCUGGAGAAUAGGAUCUAUAUUUCCAUGCACAAACAUUUCGAUUCUUCUUGAUAAAAAGCCAGAUGCAAAGCAUGGGGAGUUUGGAUAUGUACAGCUGGUUACGCAAUAUCAAAGAAGUGAUAAGAAACUUCUGGUGAGGGUAACAACUUUUGCUCGACUAUUUACAGAUUCAAGGGAGGAUGUAGUAUGUGGAUUCGACCAGGAAGCAGUUGCAGUCUUUCAAGCUAGAUUCCUCCUUCUAAAGAAAUAUGAGGAGAUAAAGGACUGUGAAAGAAUGAUCGAUAAGAACCUUAUCAGAUUCACUAAGACGUUUGCCAGAUACGAUAAGGGGGAGCCUUCUUCGUUGUCUCUUCCCGAUUCCAUGGCAUACUAUCCAAACUAUAUGUUCUUUUUCCGAAGGAGUCUCCUGGUCCAAACAGGAAACAACUCUCCUGAUGAAACAGCAUACUACUCAUCACUUCUGUACAACCAAAAAGUGUCGGAUGCACUGAAGCUCAUCAAGCCUACGCUUGUUUCAUACCACUAUCAAGGCGGGGUUGAAGCGGUGGAAGUAGACAGUAAGUCUUUGAUGCCAGAUGUGGUUCUUGUCCUGGAUACAUUCCACAACGUAGUUGUAUGGAGAGGAGAGUAUGUUGCACAGUGGGUCAAAGAAGGAUACCAUGAACAGGCGGAAUACGAGUUCCUCAAGAAUAUAUUGAAGAGCAGCGAGGAAAGAGCCCGAACCUUAUGCAACGAAAGACUGCCAACACCCCAGUUCUGCAUUACCGAGCAGAACAAGUCGCAGCAAAGGAUUCUCCACCACUAUGUUAAUCCCAGCGGAGGAGGCUCUAUAAUUACAGAGAACAUCAACUAUGAGAAGUUUGAGGAGGCGUUGCGUAGGGUUGUUGUUUUCAAUAGCGAAUAA